CAACCCCCGAAGCCCCUUUACCUUUAUUUCAAAGGAAAGCGUUGCUGGGAAUUGUAGUUUAAGGACAGCCGCUUACUCUUUAAUGUAUCCGCCUACCCUGUUUGUUUGAGGUUGCUGAUUGGCUGCCCGUCUGGUUGCCGUAGGGUCUCUGCCAAGUAGUUUUUCCCGCCAGCGCCAAGUUUCAGAGAGCAGUGCGGGUUGGAAGUGCUCGGUGCCUGCUGGCUGUGCUGACUGGUGUCCCGCCAUGUCAAAGCAAAAGACCCUGUUCAGCUUCUUCCACAAGUCCCCCCCUAUCUCCAGCAGCACCAAGUCCGGGAAAGCCUCUUCCCCAACCGAGGCCGAUGUUCCCUCCUCUGGGGGCAAGAAGUCCAGCUCUUCACCUAAAGAGGGGGCCAAGGAAAGGGGGACUCCAGGCCGGGCUCAUGGAGGGAAAGCUCCCCGGUCUGCCGCACCCAGCGCUGUCAGUGACUUCAACCCUGGAGACCUAGUUUGGGCCAAAAUGCCUGGUCAUCCAUGGUGGCCCUCUUUGGUUUACAACCACCCAAAAGAAGACACUCAUCUAAGGGGCAAGGGAAAGUCCCUUAAUAUCCAUGUCCAGUUUUUUGAUGACAGCCCUACAAGAGGAUGGGUUGGAGCAAAAUAUAUGAAGCCUUUCUCUGGUUCCACUGCUGCCGAAGCCCAAAAAGGUGGUCUUUUUUUUAGUACCAAGCCAGAAAUAAGAAAAGCAAUAAAAAUGGCAGAUGAUGCCAUGGCACAAGACAAGCAAAAGCGCCUUGAAUUGGCUGUGUGCAUGGAACCAUCAGAUUCGGAAGAGGAUAUGGAGCUUGAAGAUGAGGGCUCUUCUGCAAGUCACGAUGAAGCAGAAGACGUAAAAAAAAGGCAGCCAGUUCGGGAGAGUAAAAAGAAUGGCAAACCCAAAAGAAGAAGGAUUACGAUAGAGUCAGACAGUGAUAAUGAAGGCUCUGAUGAUGAAUUCAAGCCAGAAGACAGUGCUAGUAGUGAUGAGGCCAGUAGUGGGGUGGAUGAAGCUAAACUGUCAGAACCUGAUUCUGAAACUGAAGAAGAUAGCCCAGUCAAGGUCCCUUUAAAGCGUAAAAGAGGGAAUCCUGACAAACCAACUGGCCCAAAAAAGCGCUUGCAAGAUGAACUUUCAGAAACCCCCAAAAGAGCAAGCAAUGUGUCUGCAGAGGCCAAGUUAAAGUUAUCUUCCUUCUCUGCUCCCGAGUCUUUCGAAUCACAGACAAAUGCUGGCGGGACUGGCAGUGUUUCUGUAUGGGACCAUGAAAAGUUUGAUUGGCUGCAAGAUGGGAGAAGGAAGGAUCUUAAACGUAAAAAGCAGAACGAUGCUGAUUACGACCCAAGCACCUUGUAUGUCCCAGAUGACUUCCUUAAUAAAUGCACUCCAGGCAUGAGAAAAUGGUGGCAGCUUAAAUCUCAGAACUUUGAUACGGUUAUCUUUUAUAAGGUUGGCAAGUUUUAUGAACUUUAUCACAUGGAUGCUGUCAUUGGGGUCAACGAGUUGGGCCUGACAUUCAUGAAAGGCGCAUGGGCUCAUUCUGGCUUUCCAGAGAUUGCUUUUGGACGAUUUUCCGAUGUUCUCGUACAGAAAGGAUACAAAGUAGCCAGAGUGGAGCAGACGGAAACUCCAGAGAUGAUGGAAGUCCGGUGCAAGUCAAUGUCACAUCCAAGUAAAUUUGACAGGGUUGUAAGAAGAGAAAUAUGCAGGAUCAUUACUAAAGGGACUCAGACUUACAGUGUUUUAGAUGGCAAUCCGUCUGAAAGCCAUAGUAAGUAUCUUCUGUGCUUCAAAGAGAAAAUGGAUGAUUCCUCUGGUCAAAGAAGAAUAUAUGGUGUUUCUUUUGUGGACACCUCUGUAGGGAAAUUUCACGUAGGUCAGUUUGAAGAUGACCGCCAUUGUUCGAGGUUUAGAACUUUGGUAGCCCAUUUCCCUCCAAUUCAGAUCUUGUUUGAGAAAGGCAACCCUUCUUCAGAUACAAAGAAAGUUUUGAAGAGCUGUCUGUCAACUUCCAUUCAGGAAAGCCUGCAGCCUACAUCUCAGUUUUGGGAUGCAUUCAAAACACUGAAAACUUUAGCUGAAGAAGCUUACUUUGAAAAAGAUUUUCAACCUGGCAGUGGCAACUUGCCAACAGUUUUGAAAAACUUGACUUCAGAAAAUGACUCUUUAGCACUUACUCCUGGCGAAAAGAGUGAAUUGGCUCUUUCAGCGCUUGGAGCAUGUAUAUAUUACCUUAAGAAAUGUCUUAUUGACCAAGAGCUGCUCUCUAUGGCAAACUUUGAAGAAUACAUUCCUGUGGAUACGGGCAUAGAAAAAGCCCAGGCUUCAAGUAGUUUCUUUGCCAAGACGAGUCAGCGCAUGGUUCUUGAUGGAGUAACACUUACAAAUCUGGAAAUUCUCCAGAAUGGAACAAAUGGUUCUACAGAAGGGACACUGUUAGAAAAGCUGGACACAUGCUCUACACCCUUUGGGAAGCGUCUCUUAAAACAGUGGCUGUGCGCCCCUCUUUGUAAUCCCUUCUCCAUUAAUGAUCGUUUAAACGCAGUGGAAGAUCUCAUGGACCUUCCUGAUAAAGUGUCUGAAGUUAGUGAUCUCCUAAAGAAACUCCCUGAUCUAGAGAGGCUGCUGAGCAAAAUUCACAGUAUCGGUUCCCCACUUAAAAGCCAGAACCAUCCAGAUAGCAGGGCUGUAAUGUACGAGGAAAUCGCUUACAGCAAGAAGAAGAUUGCAGAUUUCUUAUCUGCUCUGGAGGGGUUUAAAGUCAUGAGAGAAGUGAUCAGUAUUCUGGAAGAUGCUGCUGCUAACUUUAAGUCAAGUAUACUGAAACAAAUUGUAAGUAUUAAAGGUAAAACUCCCCAGGGACACUUCCCUGACCUAUCGGCAGAGCUGAAGAGAUGGGAUACUUCUUUUGAUCACGAGAAAGCGCGCAAGACUGGUGUGAUCACUCCUAAAGUGGGUUUUGAUCCGGAUUACGAUGAAGCAUUGAAAGAUAUCAAAACCACAGAACAAGAUCUUAACGAGUAUUUGGAUAAACAGCGCAAACGACUCAGCUGUAAAACUGUCGUCUACUGGGGGACGGCCAAGAACCGAUACCAAAUGGAAAUUCCCGAGAGUGUUACAGAGCGUAACCUGCCGGAAGAGUAUGAAUUAAAAUCGACAAAAAAAGGAUACAAGCGCUAUUGGACUAAAGCAAUUGAAAAGAUGUUUGGAGACCUCGCGAACGCAGAGGAACGGCGGGAUGCCGCUCUUAAAGACUGUAUGAGGAGGCUCUUCUAUAACUUUGAUAAAAACUACAAAGAAUGGCAGACUGCUGUGGAAUGCUUUGCGGUAUUAGAUGUCCUCAUAAGUUUAUCUCAGUACAGCCAAGGUGGUGACGGGCCAGUCUGCAGACCGGUGAUUGUGCUACAGGACAACCAUUUGCCAUUUUUGGAGCUGAAAGGUUCUCGACAUCCCUGCAUUACAAAAACCUUUUUUGGGGAUGAUUUCAUUCCAAAUGACAUUCUCAUUGGCUGUAAGGAGGAGGACUCUGAUGACAGCAGCGAUGAAGCUCACUGUGUGCUUGUCACAGGGCCAAACAUGGGAGGAAAGUCAACCCUUUUGAGACAGGCAGGUCUCCAGGUUGUUAUGGCACAGCUGGGAUGUUACGUGCCGGCAGAGUCUUGCAGACUGACUCCCGUAGACCGGGUGUUUACACGACUGGGUGCAUCUGACCGAAUCAUGGCAGGUGAAAGCACAUUUUUUGUGGAAUUGAGUGAAACCUCUAGCAUCCUGCAGCAUGCAACAGAACAUUCCCUUGUGCUUCUGGAUGAACUUGGAAGAGGCACGGCUACCUUUGAUGGUACAGCUAUAGCCAGUGCGGUUGUUAAGGAACUUUCUCAAAGUGUCAAAUGCCGAACUUUAUUCUCUACACACUACCACUCUCUGGUGGAGGAUUACUCUCACAGCCAGGCUGUACGCCUUGGGCACAUGGCAUGCAUGGUGGAAAAUGAGUGCGAGGAUCCAAGCCAGGAGACCAUCACGUUCCUUUACAAGUUCAUUAAAGGAGCUUGUCCUAAAAGCUAUGGAUUUAAUGCUGCAAGGCUGGCUCACAUUCCUGAUGAAAUUAUCCAGGUUGGCCACCAAAAAGCAAGAGAAUUUGAAAGCAUUACGGUUUCCCUCAGGCUCUUCAGAGAGCUGAAUCUCUUGCUGGACAACCCUUCCUCUGAUGGCCAAGUGCUCCAUAACCUGCUGAAGGUGCUCCAAUAACAUGUCCCAAUGCCACUGCUGUUUGUGUGUGUUUAUUCACAAGGCUGCGUUCCACACGGGUAUGAUCUAAUAAACUUUAUUUUUUAAAAAUGA
Xenopus tropicalis (tropical clawed frog) is the source of this 4354-nucleotide messenger RNA. RefSeq names its product mutS homolog 6 (gene msh6). The transcript is spliced from 10 exons. NCBI's taxonomy places the organism in Eukaryota, Metazoa, Chordata, Amphibia, Anura, Pipidae. Gene Ontology annotation, molecular function: mismatched DNA binding; ATP-dependent DNA damage sensor activity; ATP binding. Gene Ontology annotation, biological process: mismatch repair; negative regulation of DNA metabolic process; DNA damage response. Gene Ontology annotation, cellular component: nucleus. Bases 245 to 4261 code for a protein of 1338 amino acids. The record is from RefSeq and is a predicted model, not a curated record.